Messenger RNA from Cryptococcus wingfieldii CBS 7118, 1176 nucleotides. Its product is annotated as actin binding protein. Bases 1 to 1176 code for a protein of 391 amino acids. The transcript is spliced from 5 exons. Gene Ontology annotation, molecular function: actin filament binding. The record is from RefSeq and is a predicted model, not a curated record. Gene Ontology annotation, biological process: Arp2/3 complex-mediated actin nucleation. Lineage: Eukaryota; Fungi; Basidiomycota; Tremellomycetes; Tremellales; Cryptococcaceae. Gene Ontology annotation, cellular component: actin cortical patch; Arp2/3 protein complex.
AUGGCCGACCCAUCAACCCCCCUCGUCGUAGACAAUGGCACCGGUUUUGUCAAGUGUGGCUGGGCCGGUUCCAACUUUCCCGAACACGUCUUCCCCUCCAUCGUCGGCCGACCCAUCCUCCGCGCUGAAGAACGCCUCGGCACCUCCCAGCUCAAAGACAUCAUGGUCGGCGACGAAGCGGCCGCGAACCGUUCCUAUCUCCAGGUCACCCACCCCAUGGAGCACGGUGUCAUCAAGAACUGGGAAGACAUGAAGCAUCUGUGGGAUUAUACGUUUGAAGAGAAAUUGCAGGUGGACCCGAGGGGGAGGAAGGUGGUGCUGACGGAGCCGCCGAUGAACCCGAGGAGCAAUAGGGAGAAGAUGGCGGAGGUGAUGUUUGAGGACUAUGGGUUUGGAGGGGUCUAUGUGGCGAUCCAGGCUGUCUUGACGCUUUAUGCUCAGGGGCUGCAAACUGGUGUCGUUGUCGACUCUGGUGACGGUGUCACCCACAUUGUCCCCGUCUACGACGGUUUCGCCCUGCCCCAUCUCACCCGCCGUCUCGACGUCGCCGGCCGCGACGUCACCCGCUACCUCAUCAAGCUCUUGCUCAUGCGAGGCUACGCUUUCGAGCGAACAGCAGACUUUGAGACUGUCCGCGCGAUCAAGGAAGCUCUGUGCUUUACGAGUUAUGAUUUGGAUAUGGACAAGAAGUUGGCAGAGGAGACGACUACGCUUGUGGAGAAUUAUACAUUGCCGGAUGGACGGGUGAUCAAGGUGGGGUCGGAGAGGUAUGAGGCGCCAGAGUGCAUGUUCCAGCCGCACCUUGUCGAUGUCGAGCAGCCCGGUGUUGCUGAACUCUUGUUCAACACUAUCCAGCAAGCCGCUGUCGACACCCGUGCUGAUCUGUACAAGCACAUCGUCCUCUCUGGAGGCUCCUCCAUGUACCCGGGCUUCCCCUCGCGUCUCGAAAAGGAGAUGAAGCAGUUGUACCUCACCCGUGUCCUCGGUGGUGACGCUUCUCGUCUGCAGAACUUUAAAAUCCGAAUCGAAGACCCGCCCCGCCGAAAGCACAUGGUCUUCUUGGGUGGUGCCGUGUUGGGUGAUAUCAUGAAGGACAAGGAGAACUUUUGGGUCACCAAGGAGGAGUGGGAUGAGCAGGGUGUGCGGGCGUUGGACAAGCUGGGUAGAGGAGAGUAA